AUGUCGGCUGGACGCUCAUUAGCACCGCGUCAGCCGUCGGGAUCGCGAGCACCUAGUGGACGGAUUUUUACCACUCAGGUGGAGGAGCUUGUAGUUCCUGACGAUGUUGUGGCAGAUUCUACAGUUUCAGAGAAGAGGCAUAGACUAACGAAAAAUUUGAAGUGGUCAAGAAAGCGUAAGUGGGGGAAAAAGAAUGAGGUAGUCAUCGAUCCAAAUUUGAGAAGAGCUGUAGCAGGAGAUGUCGUGCCCUUUGUCACGGAGAUGGGGGUAGUUCUUCGACAGUAUGCAGUGCUGUCAAAUAAAAGGUGGAGGGAAGUAUCAGAUCAUAUCAAACAAAAAAUGUUUGAUGAUUUAGUCGAAAAAUAUAAUGGCAUAGGGAAUCAAAAAGAGAAUGUAUUUGAUCACCUCAAAAAGAUGUAUCGAGAUUGGCGACAUCGUCUCCAUCUUUAUUAUUUGCGUUUUGAAAGUGACGAGGAUAGACUGCGUAAGGUUCCAGAAUUUGUUGCAGAUAGUGAUUGGGCCUAUUUAGUCGAGUAUUUUGGCUCAGAAGAGUUUAAGCGCAUGUCGGCUCGUAACAAACGAAAUCGAGCCAAACAAGGAGCAGCUACCAUUAAGGGUAGAACAUCAUUUGGUAAAAUUAGAUAUGCAAUGAGAGAUCCCGUCAGUCAAGCGGAGCCUAAGAUGACUGGCGAAAUAUUUCCUGUACGAUUUAUCGAUAUGUGCAAAUGA
Molecule: messenger RNA, 729 nt
Organism: Ananas comosus (pineapple)
Lineage: Eukaryota; Viridiplantae; Streptophyta; Magnoliopsida; Poales; Bromeliaceae
Exons: 5
Coding region: 1-729 (242 amino acids)
Source: RefSeq, a predicted model, not a curated record